AUGAAAUUAUCAUCAAUGCAUUUUGAUAAAGAUCCACUUGAUCCAAACACAAAAGUGCUUGAAGGAAAGCCGCAGGAUAAGCCUGAAUGGAGUUUCGAUUAUUCCGAUUUAGAGAAAGAAGAAAUUUCAAACGAAGCAGAUCAUUAUGCUUCCCCUAAAAGCAAUAAAUUGAAAGCAGGCUAUAUUGUUUUGAUUGUUCUUGGUACCAUUGUAUUAUUAGGUGCUAUUGCAGUUAUAGUUUAUUUUGUGGUUUUUAGAACAAAUCAAAUUGCUUCAACAAAUUCUGUAGAAAAUGAUCUAAAUAAUAAUAGCGAUGAAGCUGAACCUUAA
Molecule: messenger RNA, 330 nt
Organism: Trichomonas vaginalis G3
Lineage: Eukaryota; Parabasalia; Trichomonadida; Trichomonadidae
Product: regulation of choline O-acetyltransferase protein
Exons: 1
Coding region: 1-330 (109 amino acids)
Source: RefSeq, a predicted model, not a curated record